CUUCCGCCUUCCACCUCCCGGUUGUCAUUUUAGCUUUUUAGGUCUUUGUUCACAGACUCCCAGGCUUCAGGGCGCUGGUCGUGAGGAGGAGGCGGCCUGGGAGGCAGCGCGCCUGCCGUGCGGGGUGUGUCUGAGGCUCCCUGAGCCCCAACAUCCCGAGAUUGGGGUCCCCGUGCCCCCCGGACUCCUCUCUGCUCACAGCGUCCCCGCAGCCGGACCCCAUUUCACCCUCCAGCCUGGGGGACCGGCCUCUCAGGUCCCGCCGCCCAGGUCCCCGCGCUCAGAAUGGAUAUGAACUUUGAGGACGUGGCCAUUGCCUUCUCUCAGGAGGAGUGGGGGAUCCUUGAUGAGGCUCAGAGACGUCUGUACUGUGAUGUGAUGCUGGAAGUUUUUGCACUUGUAUCAUCUCUAGGUUGUUGGCAUAAAAUGGAAGAUGAGGAGGCCUGUUCUGAUCAGAGUGUAUCUAUACAAGGAGAGUCAAAGGUCAGGGCUUCUAAGACAGCUCCAGCCACCCAGAAGAUUCCUCUGUGUAAGCAGUGUUUCUUUGUGUUAAAAGAUAUUUUACACUUGACUGGGUCACAUGCAGCAUACUUUGAGCAGAAAGCCUUCUGUAGUGACGCAUGUGUUGGAGACUUCUGUUUCAGUGCAAACCCUCACCAGCAGCAGAGGAAUGAAUGUGGAGACGAGUCCUGGAAAGAAGCUAUGGACAGGGCCUCCUUUGUGAGCAGGUGCAGCUUCUCCUUAUCUUCAGUGCCUUCAGCCAGCAGGGAGGUUGGGGAAGACUUGCAGUACAACUCACAGCUUCCCCAGCACCAGGCCACUCUCAACACUGAGGAGCUCCACUGUGGCAGUGAGAUUUCACAGGAAUUGCUUGAUGCAAGAAGUCAUCACCAGUGGGGUGAAUGUGAAAACGCUGCCAGCCACAACCUGAAAGUUGUUCAAUGUCAGGGUGUGUGUUCUGGGGAACUGAUUUGUGAGUGUAACAAAUGUAGGAAAGUGUUUAGACGAAACUUGAAUGUCAUUCGACAUAAGAGAGUUCACACUGAAGAAAAGCGAUAUGGGUGUGAUGAAUGUGGGAAGUUCUUCAGAAAAAGACCCGCACUCAUUAAACACCAGAGAGUUCACACUGGGGGGAAGCCAUAUGAGUGCAGACAUUGUAGGAAGUUUUUCAGUUAUAAGUCUACCCUCAAACAACACAACAAAUUUCACAUAGGAGAAAGGCCAUAUAAGUGUAGAGAAUGUGGGGUAUCCUUUCGUCAAAGGCCUCACCUCAAUGUACACCUCAGAGUUCACACUGGAGAGAAGCCAUAUGAGUGUACAGAAUGUGGAAAGUCCUUUUGUCUAAGGGCUAACCUCGCUAGACACCUCAGAGUUCACACUGGAGAGAAGCUGUAUGAGUGUAGCGAAUGUGGGAUGUCCUUUCCUCGAAGAUAUCACCUCACUGGGCACCUCAAAGUUCACACUGGAGGGAAGCCAUAUCCAUAUGAGUGUAGAGAAUGUGGGAUGUCCUUCCGUCUAAGGGCUCACCUCACUAUACACCUCAGAGUUCACACUGGAGAGAAUCCGUAUGCGUGUAGAGAAUGUGGGAUGUCCUUUUGUGAAAGGGAUCACCUCAUUGAACACCAGACUGUUCACACUGGAGAGAAGCCAUAUGAGUGUAGAGAAUGUGGGAUGUCCUUUCGUCGAAGGGCUCAUCUCACUGAUCACCUCAGAGUUCACACUGGAGGGAAGCCGUAUGAAUGUACUGAAUGUGGAAAGUCUUUUACCCAAAAAAAUAGUCUUAUUAAACAUCUGAGAGUUCACACUGGAGAGAAGUGUUAAAUGUGCGGGGAAUGUUUUAUUUUAUUCACUUAGAAUAACAACACUGAUGGCGACUCUUUGGGACCUAUUUUCCUGAAUUUAAACCCCUUUUUAAUGGAACAUACACUCUGCUAGAUUCCUCAUAAGUUUCUGGUACAAGUGAGGCUUGACGGAGGUGCAUUGCACUUGGUAAGAUGCCCAGAACAAAGACCUGAUUGAUUUGUGGCUGAAGAGAUUUUGAGAAAGCUAAUCCCUAUUUUGUAAAACUACUGUUUGGAAUUCUCUGCCAUUCUUUAGAUGGUCUCUUAUUCUAAAAAAAAUAACCUUGCUUUCUAGCCUGCUUUAGCCUGCUUGAAUAAUGAGGAAGAUAAACUUAGCUGUCUGACCUUGUAGGCCAGAGACUAGAUACACCCAUACUCUCAAUGCCAUGCCAGGUGUAUUUUUUAAUUGGAUAGAACUGUGUGGUUUUCAAGGCCACCAGCGAGAUAACCACUAAGCACACAUAGGGUUGGCUCUUUAAUAAAAAGGGAAGUUCUGCUUGUAGCGCUGCUUAGAAUUUGAAUUCAUUUCCUCUAAGCCCACUGCGGUGAAUAAAGUGUGACUCCAAACUCUCUGAGCAUUGCUUGAUUUAUUCUGCUUAUCUGUAACAAUUUCCCCUCUACCACCUGGCUCACCUGAAGAGUGUGUAUCAGUCCCAACCCCUGCAUGCUCAGGGGAAAGGUAUUCUGUGUUCUCACUUGUUCUUGAGAACAUUAUGAUUACUCCAGCUCUUGACACGAUCUUCAUUCAUUUCUCUCUGAUGAGGUAAUGCACCUGGGUUCAUCAAGGGCACCCGUCCUCAGCUAAUAGGUGCUGCCUCUUUCACAGACAUGUGGUUCGUACAUUAUGCUGUGAUGAAUUGUUCCAGGUUCUAAUUCACCAACCUGCAAACUGCUUGCUGUCCUCUGUUCUGGUUUAUGAUCUUUUAGUAAAGAUGUUUUUUUCUUUUGUACCUUUACUUUAUUAUAUUCACUUCCAGGGUUGAUUUUCAAGCACGAUUGUGAUCUGUCAUCAUGUAGAGUUAACAGAUAUUGUGUGGAUCCAAAACUUUCUGUGCUUUAGGAGGGAUAGCAUAACGCAAGAAAAUAAUUCCUUGACCAAUAUUGGUCAUAUUGCAUUGCUGCUAAGGCCUUGAAAUAAAGACUGUGUGACUUUGUGGUUCUAA
This is a messenger RNA of Myotis daubentonii (Daubenton's bat), 3004 nucleotides long. RefSeq lists its product as uncharacterized. Gene Ontology annotation, molecular function: DNA-binding transcription activator activity, RNA polymerase II-specific; RNA polymerase II cis-regulatory region sequence-specific DNA binding; DNA-binding transcription repressor activity, RNA polymerase II-specific. Gene Ontology annotation, biological process: negative regulation of transcription by RNA polymerase II; regulation of immune system process; regulation of cytokine production. Gene Ontology annotation, cellular component: nucleus; nucleoplasm. The record is from RefSeq and is a predicted model, not a curated record. NCBI's taxonomy places the organism in Eukaryota, Metazoa, Chordata, Mammalia, Chiroptera, Vespertilionidae.